AUGAACCUUUGCAAUGUGAUUGAAACGGCAAAUAAACGCGCAGCUCAUGCAAAAGGAUUGCUGAGUUGUAAAGAGAGUCUGGCGACAGGAAAAAAAAACACAAGCAUUCACUACUUUCGGAAAUCAGGAGUCAUGAUAACAUGUGCGCUACUCUCACAAACCAUGGAUGAAAUUGAUGCUGUCAUACGCUUUGGCGACUCUAGAUCAAUUUGUCGAACCGCAGUGCAGCAAGGCGGUGUAGCUGAAUCCAUUACGGAUGUGCCAGAAUACAUACCAAGACGUUCUCACGGUGGAGCUAAGAGUGUGGCAGAGCUCAUCAUUUGUUCUUGGACUUGGGCAAUCAAGAAGUGCAGAAAGCGAUCAAGUACCAGAAAAGUGUACCGCAACAACAUGUGCUGGCUGCUUGGUGUUGCAGUUGGCAUCCUGCUAGCAGUCAUCGUUAUUGCAAUAGUUCUGGAUUCAACUUACCAUCUAACAGCUGCAUGA
Messenger RNA from Peronospora belbahrii, 486 nucleotides. Lineage: Eukaryota; Oomycota; Peronosporomycetes; Peronosporales; Peronosporaceae. The record is from the annotation of a GenBank genome assembly.